Molecule: messenger RNA, 1784 nt
Organism: Nannospalax galili (Upper Galilee mountains blind mole rat)
Lineage: Eukaryota; Metazoa; Chordata; Mammalia; Rodentia; Spalacidae
Gene: Gsdmd
Product: gasdermin D
Exons: 11
Coding region: 186-1631 (481 amino acids)
Biological process (GO): defense response to bacterium; pyroptotic inflammatory response
Cellular component (GO): NLRP3 inflammasome complex
Molecular function (GO): phosphatidylserine binding; phosphatidylinositol-4-phosphate binding; phosphatidylinositol-4,5-bisphosphate binding
Source: RefSeq, a predicted model, not a curated record
GGGUGCCCUGGGCGCGCCGCCGCUUCCCCUCCGGACGCAGUUUCGCUUUUGCAUCCAGGCCGCGCGCUUGCUCGCUGCUCCCGGGCUGAGCAGGCGUGAGACCCCUCCUUCUGCAGCAAGUCCUCACUUCGCUUUGCUCGGUGGACGCAGAGAUCUCGGCAGGGCAGAGCGGUCGGCCACGGAUCAUGCCUUCCACCUUUGAGCUUGUGGUCCGGAGUGUGCUCCAAGAGCUGGACCAGAGAGGGGACCUCACCCCAGUGGAUAGCCUUCAGAAGUCUACCAGCUUCAGGCCCUACUACCUGCUCAGCAGGAAGCACCCAAGCUCUUGGUUCUGGAAGCCCCGUUACACAUGUGUCAACCUGUCAAUCAAGGACAUCCUGGAGCCUGAUGCCCCAGAACCAGAACCGGAGUGUGGUGGCCCCUUCCGCAUUGAUGACGCUGUGGAUGGGAAGGCGCAGGGCAGUGUAAAGCUGGAAGCCCCAGGACAAGGGAAGAUCUCAGGUGGGGCUGUGGUCUCUGGGAGUUCCAGUGUUUCAAUCAUCAUGCACACACUGUGUGUGGCUCCAAACACCUGGGAGACCAUGCACCGGGAGAGGCGCCUGCGGCAGCCUGAACACAAAAUCCUACAGCAGCUGCGGAGUCAUAGGAACGAUGUGUUUGUGGUGACAGAGGUGCUGCAGACACAGGAGAAGGUGCAGGUCACUCAGACUCGCAAGAAGGGGGCCUCAGGCCAGUUUGCACUGCUUGGAGCCAUGUGCUUGCAGGGUGAGGGCGAGGGCCACUUGAGCAAGAAGAAGAUGGUGACCAUUCCUGCAGGCAGCAUCCUCGCAUUCCGAGUGUCCCAGCUGCUCAUUGGUUCUAAUUGGGAUAUUCUUCUCGUCCCUGAUGAAAAGAAGAGGACCUUUGAGCAGCCCCCCAAAGGCCACAGAAAUGCAGGUGACCAGCAGCAGCACACAAAACUACGAUUCAUCCAUGAGCAUCUCAGGUUCCUGUCAGAUGGAACCCCUGGGGAAGGAGUGGUCAGUGAAGACUUCCAAGGCUUGGGUGUGGAGGUAGAGGCCGGCUCCUCAGAACUGAAGCACUUGGAAAUGGAGUUGAAGCAACAGCUACUGGUGAACAUAGGGAGGAUCCUGCAGGAUUUGCCCAGCCUGGAAGCCUUGGAGGCCUCACUGGAGCAGGGCUUAUGCAAUGGUGGGCAGGUGCAACCUCUGGAUGGCCCAGCAGGCAACAUCCUCCAGUGCCUGGUGCUUCCCUCUGGAGAGCUGGUGCCACAACUGGCUGCCCCCGUCUUCUACCUGUUAGGAGCACUGACUGUGCUGAAUGAAACCCAGUACCAGCUGCUGGCUAAGAUGCUGGAGACAGGGGUACUGUCAGAACAGCUGGAGCUGGUGGAAAAUCUCUUGGAGCAGAGCACCCCAUGGCAGGAGCAGAGUUCUGUGACCCUGCCCCCCAGGUUCCUUGGGGGCAGCUGGGAUGAGGACGCUCCUGCCUGGGUCUUGCUCGAGGAAUGUGGCCUAGAACUUCAGAUGGACGCCCCCCAGGUGCACUGGAAGCCAAACGCCCAGGGCCCUGUGUGUGCGCUUUACGCCUCCCUGGCCUUGCUGUCAAGACUAAGCCAGGAGCCUUGCUAGCCUACAUGCCUGGGAAGCUCUCCAACCAGGGCAGAAUUGUGCCCAGCCAUUGGCAGCCCUGCUAAAGUCCAGAUCCUAAUUUGACCACAGGGCCAGUAUACCAUGAGGCUCAGGAAUUGGGAAAACUCAAUAAAUGUACAAAGGAAAGACUCA